AUGAACACUUCAACACGCCGCCGAGACGAGCUGCUCAACAAGGAGGUCAGCGAGGCGCUGUCGUCGGCCCAAUUGAAAGAAGCCCAAGAAUUGGUUUCGAGUGGCUACGUGGGCGGCGUCGGUCUCGAGCAGCGCUACUCGCUCUUUCGACUUCAGCAUUCUCAGAAGGUCAUCUUGCCAAAAGAAUUCCAAGUGCUGCAGGGCGGUAAUUCGCUGGCAGAUCAGGCACUGGCGCAAAUGUUGGAUAAAACGAAGGAUGCAGAUGUUAUGGAGGUGGAUGAGGCAGCUGAUACUUCUGGAUUGGAUGAAUCCGUGUGCCAAGAAACUCAAUCGGCUUUGGAGCUGGUGAGAGUCGACGAGAAAGAAAAUACCGCCGAAGAGAAGGCUGUCGAAGACGAUGACCCGGAUCUUUUCGGAGUCCCAGAAGAUUCGAUGGAUUGCAAUAACUACGCCCUGAAUCCGGCCUCAGUCCUCUCUGACGGAGUCGAAGAUGCUUUUCACCAGACGCUGCCCAAGACAUUGGGCCAUUUGAUUCGGAAGAAGGAUUUGUACGACCCACACGCUGAAUACGGCUAUCAAGCCAAGUACAUCCGCGCCCACAUCAUCCACGAUACCGUCUGGCACUUUGUCUACGCCAACAAGGGUGCCAAGCCCGACGUCUUCGAGAAGUUCCCACCCAAUCUGGACCCGCUCACCCUCCCCGAAGCGCCGAUCGAGAAGCUACACGUUUAUCAGAAUGACGUCAACCACUAUCGUUUUAUGCCGCCCUGCACGUUCGGGAAUAUGCCCCCUGGAUGGUUUAUGCUGAACGAUUUCUUCUGCGCACUUCCAUUGUCCAUCCUCUGCUUGGUGGCACCGAUUCCGAAAUCGAUCCCGGGUGUCGAGCUGAAGAAGAUUCUCACCGAUCCCAUUGCCCGCCAUACCCCAUUGGCCGAUCUCCCAAUGGUACUGCGGAAGCCUUUGCUCAGGGACAAGAAGCUGAUCAAGCAAAUCGAACACUCCUUCCUCCACCUCUCCGCGAUGGGUCUCAUGAUGCUGGCCCCGAACCCGGAUGAGAAGCGCUACACCACUGCACACACUUCCGUUUUCUAUGUGGCGCCACGGGCGGCUCUGUAUGACACGAGCACCAGCGAGAAGGGCUACUCUCAAGUCACCCAGCCCAUCGAUCGCUAUAAACGGUACGUCUACGAGUUCUCCGACCACGAGGAAAUAGCCUUCUAUUGGAAUCAUAUGCGGGCUAUCAGCCAAAGUACGGAAUUGAACUAUCGGCUGGAGACAGGUGACAGGCAAAACUUCGACCCGCUGCGCCACAAACUCUACUCGUUUGGCUUGUUCAACAAGGAGCAGGUCACCUAUCAAGGUGAUUUACAUGCUGAGCCGGAAACGCCGCUGACGCCACUACCUCCAUCCGACGGAUGCGCAGGCUUCGACUCGGCCCUCUACGUCCAUUUGAAGCGGCAUUGGGAUCUGAAUCCGCGGCCCGGCGAUAUUACCGCCUGGUUUACGGCUUGGUUCAGAAAGAAAGCUGACCGGGCGAAGCCGAUCAUCGAACAGCGCGUGCAACGGCUACAGCGUGAUUGGAACUCGAUAGUCCGCACAUUUAUGCCGACGGACGUGGAAUUGACGAGGAAGAAGCGGGUCAAGGGAUCCCAAGAUCUGAUGUUGCACUCGCUGAACCAGUUGAUAAUGGAACCAAAAGUGCGACUACAGGCGUUGCCCAAGGGGCACAAGCACAAGAAGCGACCGCUGGAUAGUAUAGACAUCGUCUCCCAGCAGAAUCGCCUUCAUUUGCGGUGCCGCUUCCAGCCUCGGGAACGGGAUAUGUUGAUCCUGAUCAGGGCUGUCGGCUUUUUCCUGAACCCCGUCUACCGUUUUUGGCUGAACCCGACGGCCGUCCGGGACAUUAUGCAUGAAUAUGUGCCCGAGAGUCGAACGAAGACCGUGCAGAGCCUCAUGGCGGCAGGUGUCCGCGAGAUGACACGUCCGGAGCGGAUGGCCUACCUGCAGCGUAUCGUCCGAAACCUUGACACGUUCAAGGAGAUGCGCGCGAUGCGCCGGGAGCUCAGCUCCAGCACCGCGAUGCAGACCCAGGAGCAAAAGAUGGACUUUUUCAAGGACGCGUUCAGGAUUGCCAAUCGGUUGUUGUUCUUGGAGUCGCAGAACCUUCCCUCUACCAGCUCGAGCGACCAAUUCUUUGAGCAGUUCAUUUCUAACGGACAGACGAUCACCUCGGCCGAGCAGUCGCGCUCCGAUGCCCCGAUUCCGCUGCGGUCCCAGCGCCCGAGGUCGUUGAAGCAUAUACAACACUGCAUCGUGACCAACGUCUUGGUGGGCGUUUUCCUGCAUCACAUGAAUACGGAGCGGGAAUACAGCGAUUCUGGGGACCACUUGGUCGACCAGUUGAAUCCGACGUUUGUCAACACGGCACUACAGGUGCUUCGUGCCGACGGGCUGGUGUCGAGGGCUCGAUCUGCCGACCCGACUCAGGCCCUACAAAAGAACCAUGCUACCCUCAGCUACUAUUUCCGCCACUUCUUCAGCCAUCGCUUCCACGUCGACCUUAUCGAGCAGGUCAACCACGUGUUCAACUACCUGGCCGACUCUACCGAUCAGACGUUGGGACCGUUCGGUGAUCUCGCCGGUGCGGCGUUGCUCGCGGCAGAUUCCUUCCAUGAUGGGUCUGAGCUGUCAUUCCGCGUCGAUCCAGCUAUCAUCCAAAUGUUUGAAGAUUCUGUAGAUCAGAACCCAACAAAACAAAUUCGGCAUCUGGAGACGGCAGAUUUGCAACUGGAGAAGAUUGAUGUCUUUAUGUCACCCAAAGAACAACGUGACGCCCGGGUGACGGUUGGCCAACUGUUGGAGCGCGUGGACAAGUCGAUCCCGACCGAUGCCCUACCCGCGCAACCGCUCGAAGAAUGUCUGGCCAGCAUCGAGUUGUGCGCCGAGAUCAAAGAACAAAUCCGGAGUGUCGCUCACGCCAUUGAAGCCGCUGAGGCCUAUGGCGCGUCGGUGGAGGAUAUUGAGAUGGGCACCGGCUUGUCGCGAGCGGCCAUCCUGGAAUGUAUUGAGGGCCUCACCGCCGGCUACCAAAUCAUCGAGGCCGGCGUCGAUACGAGGCGCUACGUUUGGAACAAUUAUGUCCAAUCGUGGGCCGUCAUUGCCGGCGAUCGGUACUUCUGCCCGCGGCCGUGGAUUAUGCCCGACGGAAAAGCCUGUGCCACGAGCUUGCGCUGGAUGCUGGAAUCUCUGCUGAUGGCCAUCAUCAUGCGGCCUGGGAUCGAGCUGAAAGAUCUGAAGUUCCGCUACCAGUUCGCCUUGCAGCCGGCGUGUCUCGAGACGCUCGUGGAGCUUCUCGUUUAUUCCGGAUGCAUCACGGAAUCUGAGGAGUCGCUGCACACCAAUCAACUGGCCGGACCAUUUGACACCACACCGGCUCUCGUCAAUGUGCACUACUUUGAGCCGGUCGUUGAUGCAAUCUCCUUGUUUGCGUGCAUCUUUGAAAAUGUUCCAUCACUGCCUCUGUGCCAGCAACAAUCGGCCCAGAAGGGAGCACGCACCUUGAUGGACACAACCAUAGAC
Messenger RNA from Mesorhabditis spiculigera, 3579 nucleotides. NCBI's taxonomy places the organism in Eukaryota, Metazoa, Nematoda, Chromadorea, Rhabditida, Rhabditidae. The record is from the annotation of a GenBank genome assembly.